Messenger RNA from Anopheles gambiae (African malaria mosquito), 1711 nucleotides. RefSeq lists its product as uncharacterized. Lineage: Eukaryota; Metazoa; Arthropoda; Insecta; Diptera; Culicidae. The coding region runs from base 472 to 1560 and encodes 362 amino acids. The transcript has 9 exons. The record is from RefSeq and is a predicted model, not a curated record.
GAAAAAGCUAAGAAAGAUUAUUAAGUUUAUAAGUUAAGAAAUAGCACAAAAAUCGCUGCUAAUACGUAGUAAAAACGUAUGUAAAUGUUUGUUUUGCAUGUUUCGUGCUACAAUGUGUGUCUAGUUUUGUGUGUGCGUGUUUAUUUGCUUGUGUGUAAACGAUAUUUUGUAAAAUAAAUUUUCAACUAAAAGAUUGUAUCGAACGUGUGCAAAAAACAUACUUUUUCCUUUUUUCGGUAGAUGUUGUAGGAAGGGAACUAAGAAUGUUUUUAAGUUGAAUUGUACCUGUGCGAAGCAAAUGUGAGUAGAAAAGGGCAUUGGAGUGCCGAAGUGUCGCAAACAGGUGCAUUUUCUUGCUGAAGCAGACAAGCUAUCUUGUUUGGUAUUGCACGGGACGCUGAAUGCUGUAGGUUGGCUAUUUACACCCCCAACAUCCCCUGUUUCUAGCUGUUGCACAUUUUGCAGUACAAGAUGGAUGGUAUACAUCAUAAUGUGUUAUCAGAAGAACUUUUGUUGUUGUCAUCAGAUGAUGAGAAUGACGCAGAUUUGGUUAUCGAUUAUUUGAGCGAAGAUCAAUCCAUCACUCCGAAAUGCCCGGAAGCUUUGGCAUGCCCUCAAGACAUUGAGAAUUACAAUGAUCUGAAGACAACAGGUGCAGGAAGCGUAAUCGGAUCGGCAAGAACGAACGGUAGCCACAACAGUGACGCGAUUACAAAUAACCACAGCAACAUGGUGCCAAUUAUCAGUGUCACCCCGCACAGCCCUGGAGCCAAGUUCAACUUUCUUGAGGACACUCUUAAUCAACUACAAUGUCUCCGGGAAAGUGUAGCGCACAUGAAAAAUACCACACUACAAAAUACGGCUCUGGGGGGCAUUGGCUCAACUGUAUCCUCGACAAAGCUGUUUUCCUCAUGUCCUUCGCUGCCCGAUCUAACCAUAGCCAACCCUAUCAACGUUUGGCCGCAUCACCAUGUGUUGUAUGGGUUAAACAAUGAUAGGCGAAAAUCAUGGACGGCUAUCGAGGAUUUAACAGAGUGCACAAAAUCAUCACACAAAAGUGUCAGUUUGUCGAGUCUCGACAGCGAAGAGCAGGAAUCGUUGCGAGCAGCAGAACGGCUUCAUAAUCGAACUAGUCGAAAUAGUACGGGUGGAAUUUCGACACAUUCUUUAAAUGAGGCUGAACUAGCGAGAGACUUUGAGAAAGUAGUGGCCAAAAGAAAUUUGGUUCCUGUGGUUCCAAGGAUUCCGUUGCAGAAAAGCAUAUCGACUCCAUCUAUAGCUCCGGUUCGAAAUCAAAAUGUUAAGGAGGAUAACCUAGUAUCUGAGGAAUAUCCCGAGCAUCAUGAAAAACGGCGUAAACGUGGGUCGUUAUUCUUUCGUAAGAAGAAAGAUAAAUCAAAAACAAAAGGACAAUCUUCUGUUUGUGACGCAUGCGGAGCUGUAAUAAACCUGGCCACAUACAAAGAGCAUGCCGUAGAAUGCAAAGCAAAAAUUGCAAAGAAAUACUUUCAAGCUCAGCCAAAACCUAGCUCCAACAAGAAGAGCUCUGCCAACAGGUAAUUAGAUAUUGUUUAAAGACGCUUUCUAUGUCAUGUACAAUUUUUAGAAAUUGAAAUUGGCUGCAUCAGUUUCAUUCUAAAUCGUAUUGUAAUGAGCCUGUCCAUAUAUUGAAUUUAUAUAAAUAAUGGAUUACAUUUUGGCCUGCAAAUAA